Pogona vitticeps (central bearded dragon) is the source of this 2294-nucleotide messenger RNA. NCBI's taxonomy places the organism in Eukaryota, Metazoa, Chordata, Lepidosauria, Squamata, Agamidae. The record is from RefSeq and is a predicted model, not a curated record.
UUGUGUCUUCUUAUGCAGGGAAUGCAUCAAGGCCCUACCCCAGUGGACUGUGCCCAGACCUGGAGAAAGCAGGACUAUCACUGUAACUUGUCAUCUUAGAAUCUUCAGCUAUCUGUGAAGGAGAAAAUGAUGUGGAAAACAUUGCUGAUGGUGGAACUAGGGGGAACAGGGAGCCGGGCUCCCUGUGUACUCCCAUUCUUUUUCCCUGCUUUCCGGUAUCGGUCCUCUUCGGCUUUUGAUCAGCACCAUGAACUGGCUCGUGAGCGAUCCAAGACGGUUACCUCCUUCUAUAACCAGUCAGCCAUUGACGUAGCGGCAGAAAAGCCUUCUGUGAGGUUGACACCCACCACCAUGUUGUAUUCUGGACGUUCUCAAGAUGGGAGCCACCUGCUGAAAAGUGCCCGUUACCUGCACCAUGAACUGCCGGUCCGCAUUGCUCAUCGCAUCAAAGGUUUUCGGAGCCUCCCUUUCAUCAUUGGUUGCAACCCCACUGUCCUCCAUGUGCAUGAGCUUUACAUUCGAGCGUUCCAGAAACUGAGUGAAUAUCCCUCAAUCAAGGACCAAGAAUCUGAUAUCCAGUAUUGCAAACUGGUCCGGCAACUCCUAGACGAUCACAAAGACGUUGUGACGUUACUGGCUGAAGGGUUACGGGAAUGCCGCAAGCAUAUACAGGAUGAGAAAGUGAUUCGUUCUUUCCUAGACAAGACCCUCACCUCCCGCCUCGGGAUCCGGAUGUUAGCCACUCAUCACCUUGCCUUGCACGAGGAUAAGCCAGACUUUGUUGGGAUCAUCUGCACCCGCCUGUCUCCGAAGAAAAUAAUUGAGAAAUGGGUGGAUUUUGCCAGGCGCUUGUGUGAGCACAAGUAUGGGAAUGCUCCUCAGGUGAGGAUCAACGGGCAUGUUGCCGCCCGCUUCCCUUUCAUCCCAAUGCCUCUUGAUUACAUCCUUCCAGAACUCCUCAAGAAUGCUAUGCGUGCCACCAUGGAGUCCCACCUGGAUACACCCUACAAUGUACCAGAUAUACUCAUCACCAUUGCCAACAAUGACAUUGACCUGAUCAUACGGAUUUCAGAUCGAGGUGGUGGAAUCCCUCAUGAUCAGGUUGAGAAGGUAACAGAUUACCACUUCACCACAGCAGAGGCGAGUGCCCAGGAUCCCCGGAUGAAUACCCUCUUUGGCAACAUGGUGGAAAUGGGAAAUAGUGCCCAGUCCGGGCCCAUGCACGGGUUUGGAUUCGGGCUGCCCACCUCCCGUGCAUACGCCGAGUACCUGGGUGGCUCGCUAACCCUCCAGUCCAUGCAGGGAAUUGGAACAGACGUGUAUCUCCGCCUCAAACACAUUGACGGCAAAGAGGAGAGUUUUCGCAUCUAGAAGGAUCUCUCUCAGUGGGUUGGACUCUUGGCUGCUGGAGAAAGCUCAAGAUAUACACCAAAUCUAGUUCCUGUUGGAUGCAUUCAUUCUCCUAUGGAUCCUGAAGAAGGAAUUAUGCUAUUCUAGUGAAGCUGUUGUCUCCUCUUGGAUGCUUGGCUACUGUGAGAAAGGAUUGUUUCCCCCCCCCCAAUGAUUCCUGUGCAAUUGCUGAUGGGGCACAACGUCCUGUGAGUUAUUCCGGUCCUUUCUUUGGGCAUGCUUUGUGGUGAAUGGCAAAUUCAGAUGAUUGAGAGAGCCUAUGGACAAAUCUCCGUCUGUCCCAUUUUAAAUGGGAAUAUUUAAAGCUACUAUAUGGCAUUGGAGCAAAGUUACUCUUUUGGUGCCCACCUGUACACUGCCAACUUCAUCCAAGUUCUGGUCCGCCCCAGUUUGGUUUCUAAUGGAUUCAAGGAGAUGUGAAGAGAAGUGUCUCACUAUUGCAUGUACUGAUCUUGCUGGGCCCUCUCAAGCCAUUCUUGGUCAAAAAGAAAAGACUUCCAUUGCAAUGUGCAGCACCAAAAAUUUACCCUUGCUACUUGACUCUCAGUGGAGGACGUCUUUUAAAGCAACCUGUUUGGGGAACCAAAUUAAUAAAUUUUUCUUCAGAAAUGACUUGUUCUCAAACUAGCACAACACCGAAUUGGACUCUCUGCCACCCACGGCAUGAACUCCCUGAUGGUUUCUCUCUUCCCUACAUAUUGAUAUCUCAUACUGCUGCCCUCCUUGUCUGUAUUUGAUCUUUCUGUUAAAAAUGUUACUUCAGGGAGCAGAAUAAGGGUUUUCUUUCUCUGCCUUUCCAUCUCCUUCUCAGCAUUAAAAGGAGGAGUAUGCAACUUUUUUCCCCUUGCUGUGAUCCUCCAAUAAAAGAAAUACAGAUUCCCAAA